Messenger RNA from Dromiciops gliroides (monito del monte), 3273 nucleotides. It is a transcript of the gene NFE2, whose product is annotated as nuclear factor, erythroid 2. Gene Ontology annotation, biological process: regulation of transcription by RNA polymerase II. NCBI's taxonomy places the organism in Eukaryota, Metazoa, Chordata, Mammalia, Microbiotheria, Microbiotheriidae. Gene Ontology annotation, molecular function: RNA polymerase II cis-regulatory region sequence-specific DNA binding; DNA-binding transcription factor activity, RNA polymerase II-specific. The transcript has 3 exons. Gene Ontology annotation, cellular component: nucleus. The record is from RefSeq and is a predicted model, not a curated record. Bases 329 to 1456 code for a protein of 375 amino acids.
UGAGAGGAGGGCCCAGGGAGAAAGGAGGGGAGGUUGGGAGGAGGGACAGAUAACCCACAGCCUGGGGGCUCAGGAGAGAAGGUUUCAACUUCCUCGGGAUCCUCUGACUUAUUGCCUGAGCCCUUGAACUCAGUCCCUGGAUAUGCUGCAAGGAACGGAUCUCCACCUCUCCUCCCAGUGACAUCAGUGGGGUCUCUGUCUUCUCAGAGACAGAAAUACCAAGAGACACAUCUCUCCUCUCUCUCCCUCCACUGCCUGGACACUGCCACAGGUUGCUGGGGUGACCUUGGCCUGGGGGGGAGCCUUCCCUGGCUCCUGGCCUGGUAGGAUGCCCCCGUGUCCUCCACAGCAGAGCAGAAACCGGGCUACGCUGCUUGCUGCCCCUGAGCUGGGAGAGAUGGAGCUGACCUGGCAGGAAAUUAUGUCCAUCACAGAGCUGCAGGGCCUUGAUAUCCAAAAUGAGCCAAGCUUUGAGUCCCCAGUGCCAUAUUCUGGGCCUGCAGCUCCCCCUGCUUAUGGACCUUGCACAGUUCUCGCUGACACCGGCAGUCACCUCACCUCACCCUAUGAGGGUCUCUACCAGGACUUCCACCCCCCCUCAGCCCUGGUUCCAGACUCUCCCUAUGCCUACAGCAGCCUGGCCCUUCCCGUCUCCAAGCCCAUGACCCUCUCAGGACUCCUCAGCGACCCUCUCCCCAAGUCCCUGUCCCUGCUGGACAUGGGGUUGCCUGUGGGACCCACUAAACCUCAAGAGGAUCCUGAAUCUGACUCUGGUUUGUCCCUCAACUACAGUGAUGCAGAAUCUCUAGAGAUGGAGGGAAUAGAGGCUGGGAGACAGAGAGGAGAAUAUGUGGAGAUGUUCCCAGUGGAGCACCCCUACCCACUCAUGCCUACCUCUCUAGUCCAUCCCAGCUAUGCUCUGCCACCUCCUGAGACUCACCUGACUUUUGAACCUACGCUGUGUCCUGGAAGGGCCAAACCCUCAGGGCGAGCAGAGUCAGGAAGCAGGGAUGAACGCAGAGCUCUGGCCAUGAAGAUCCCCUUCCCCACCGAGAAAAUAGUCAACUUACCCGUGGAUGACUUUAAUGAGCUGGUGGCUAGGUACCCACUGAGCGAAAGCCAGCUUGCCCUUGUCCGGGACAUCCGGCGGCGGGGCAAGAACAAGGUAGCUGCCCAGAACUGUCGAAAAAGGAAGCUGGAGACCAUCGUGCAGCUAGAACGAGAAUUGGAGAGGUUGAGCAAUGAGCGGGAACGGCUACUCAGGGCCCGAGGGGAGGCCAACCGGACCCUAGGGGCCAUGCGCCAGCAGCUGUCAGAGCUAUACCGAGAUGUCUUCCGGAGGCUUCGUGACGAAGCUGGCAAUGGCUACUCCCCAGAAGAGUAUGCCUUACAACAGGCUGCUGAUGGUGCCAUCUUCUUGGUGCCCAGGGGAGUCAAGAUGGAGACAUCAGACUGAAUGGGGAAAGAGAAGUUAGGAGGGAAAAGAAAUUGGAAGUAGUAAGGUGUGCUUUUCCUUCUUCCCCUUGCCUCGCCCUUCUCAGAAAGGCAUUCCUCAAAUUUGACCUUCAGGACAGAGGUUGGAGAAUUGAAUUGAUUUGGAGGACUCAGGAAGAAGAGCAUCUCUGGGGAAGUGAAGGGUGGAGGUACAGCUAGGAAUGGCAGAGAGCUCCAGGGGCCCUGGAAGUUGUCUGCUUCCUUCCUGGUCACCCCACUCCCUUCACUUCCCCAGACAGGCCCGUCCACCUCCAAAGACUCAAAUUAAGCUUUAAAAGAUAAAGCGUGAUACAGAAAACUUUAUUUGAUCUUCUUUCACUUGUUUAAUUUGGGUAGCACUGGGCAUCAACACAGAGCCUGCUCAUGGCCCAGAGCUGUUGGGGGUAAAAGAGGGGCAGGGGCAUGGGAGAGUGGGUAGAGGAUGAAUGGAGAAGGUAUUAGUCAGAUCCUGAGGAAUAGGUCUUGUCUCUAUUCCCCAGUAACCAACAAGGUAGGUUCUGGAGGCUUGAUGUCCAUCAGUUAUCUUUUCAGCCCCUUCCAAACCAGGAGACCUCUAAUGGUACAGGACUUCCCCCAUCCCUCACUUCCCAAGGAUAUUUCCUCCUAAAGGGCUUGGGAUCAGUGAAGGGUGGACAGUCAGAGAGUGAGAAGGAAGAAGACACUAACAUAGCCUCUCCUGUCCUCUUUGUGAAAUCCAUCAGCCUGUAUUCCAAUGAUAUCAGCCCAGGGUCUAAUUGUAAUAGAGAACCCAAACAGAACUAACAGGCAGUUUUCAGCGGGCCCCUCCACCACUGCUGAUUUUCACUGAAAAACGUGUGAAAAAAAAUCUCAUCACUUUAUGAUGAGCUUACUAAGUCUGUUUGACCUAGAUCAACUGCCUGCAUUCCCUGAAUUACACACACUACUUUACCCUCCCGUGUCCAAAUUAACUCAGAAUUUCAGGAGAGGAAGCCACUAGCCUAGGAGGAUACCUUGGUUCCAAAGAUACGGGUCACUUUGCUGUGCCAUUUAUAAUAAAGAGAUGACUACACACAACUAUGCGAUGGAGGAAAAGACUGGCAAAGCAAGACAACAGAAAGACUCUGGUACCCCCAGAACAGAUCCCAAACUGCCAGAAUGGGAACUUCUACCAAAGAAAAGAAAGCUGGUGGGGGUUGGGGGCGGAUCUAGAGGGGCUAGCAAUGUCAUUAAGCAGAAUGGAGAGCUUGUUAGAUGUGGAGGUGUUGAGUUUGUUUUUGUUUUUGUUUUUUGCGGGGCAAUUGGGGUUAAGUGACUUGCCCAGGGUCACACAGCUAGUAAGUGUUAAGUGUCUGAGGCCGGAUUUGAACUCAGGUACUCCUGAAUCCAGGGCCAGUGCUCUAUCCACUGUGCCACCUAGCUGCCCCAGAGGUGUUGAGUUUGAAGGGGAUGUAGAAGGGGAAAUAAAAGUUAUUCAAAGUAAUUCAAGCGUGCACUCCCAUUUCCAAAGGGAGUCCUGAAUUAGAGCAAGGGAGUGUAAUUAGACAAAAGGAUCCAGACCCUGAACAGGAUAGGAGAUGAGGAUCAAGGUAAAAAAAAGAAAAAAAAUCAGAUUGACAAACAGGUCUUGAAAGCAGGGGGUGGAGUUAGACUAUUUAUAAUUUUGAAAUCUCACCUUCCUCUCUCCUCCCUCUUAGAAAUGCCACCAUAUCCCAGGGUUUGUCAUUACAUUCCAGAAAUUCUAAGUCUCCUCAUAAUCCAUCAUGCUGCAAACCUUGCCUAUUUCCUUUAUAAAGCAUUGGUUCAGACAACUGGAAAUCC